AUAAUAGCGUUUUGUAUUAUGAUUUUUAUUUUUCAUGACUUCAUGAGAAAGUACACAUCACAGGUAACAGAGUUCAAAUUAAAGCGUAGUCUACGUGCGCACAUUGACCUCACCUCCACAUUUCGCGCCAGCACGCCGCGUGUGUAUCAGAUUCAGAACUGCGUCGAGCUCCACAAAGCGAGGAACAGCAAUAAACAGUGAAAUCCCACACUAAAAGACACAGCCCAGACAAAAAUGACAUCUAAAAAGCAGAGUUUACUGAGAGAGGCGUCUCAUCAAAUCAUUGCAGGUGGAUCAGCAGGUCUUGUGGAGAUUUGCUUGAUGCACCCACUGGAUGUUGUAAAGACCAGGUUUCAAAUCCAAAGAGGAAAGGGUGACCCAAAUAGCUAUAAAGGACUUGGGGACUGCUUCAGAACUAUAUUUCGCAAUGAGAGACUCUACGGCUUCUACAAGGGAAUCCUUCCCCCCAUUUUGGCCGAGACCCCAAAGAGAGCAGUGAAGUUCUUCACCUUCGAGCAGUACAAGAAGCUCUUGAGUUUUACUCCGUUAUCACCAGGCAUGGCUCUCUCUGUGGCUGGCCUGGGGUCAGGACUAACCGAGGCACUGGUUGUAAAUCCAUUUGAAGUAGUGAAAGUGAGCCUACAGGCCAACAGGGAUUCGUUCAAAGUGCAACCCUCUACAUUUGCUCAAGCUCGAAGUAUUAUAAACGCAGAUGGCUUUGGACUCCGUGGGCUUAAUAAGGGCCUCACCUCCACUCUGGGGCGACACGGUGUCUUCAACAUGAUAUAUUUCGGUUUCUACUUUAAUGUUAAAGACGCAAUCCCUGCCAGUCAGGACCCUCGACUCGAGUUCAUGAGGAAGUUUGCUAUCGGUUUAGUUUCGGGUACCGUGUCGUCCUGCGUGAACAUUCCGUUUGAUGUAGCUAAAAGUCGUAUCCAGGGUCCACAGCCUGUUCCGGGGCAGAUCAAAUACCGCACUUGCUUUCAGACCAUGAGCGUUGUGUACCGUGAGGAGGGAUAUCUUGCUUUAUACAAAGGACUGAUUCCCAAGAUAAUGAGACUUGGACCAGGAGGUGCAGUCAUGCUGCUUGUUUAUGAAUAUGUGUCUGCGUGGCUACAGAAGAACUGGUGAUGAUCUUCACAUCACUGUCAGUAGUUCCCCAAGGGUCUGUACUCAACCCUCCCCACGUUUUAUGUAAAACACAUAACCCUUCCCCAAUAAUCACAUCAUCUUUCAGAUUUCAACAUCAGUUACAUUUCCGCCAACAUGUGACAAUAUCCACUGCGGUUUUCUCACUUAACAUCAAUUUUCAGUGGCGUUCAGGCAUGAAUAAUUAUGUAGACUUUCCACCACUGUCGCUUUUCAACAGCACAAUCACCUUCCUGGAUCUGUUACGUUUCAUGUUUAUAUUUGACAGAACCAAGAGAGAUUUCAGAGCUACCCGUCCACAUGCCUUCAUACUUAACAGCAACACUCCACAGUCCACACCCAAACGGAUUACAUUUACCAACACAAAAUAGAGGAAAAAGAUUCACCAUGUUGUUUUUAACAUAAACCCAUGGCUUUAUUUCUCAUUUCCGUUCAAACACUUUUUCAAAUAAGAGAGGCAUUUACAGUAUCUUCAGAUGGACAACUCAGGACUUUUACUGUAUUAAACGGGUAAAAAAAAACGUUCAUUAGGUUUGACUUUUCAUGUGGGAUUGGUAAGACUGGAGUAUCUGAUAUGCUUGAUGUCUCACAACAAUAGAUUUAAGCUACCCAGUCUCACAAGGUUUUGUGAUAUAGUCUGGUAUUUUUUUUAUUAUUUUUUCGUGAUAUCACGAAUUUCCGUGUUUUUUCGUGAUCGUAUAACAAAUUCCUGUUUUCGUGUAAUUAUCACGUAUUGGUUACUCAACUGCUUUAUUAUCACGAAUUUCCGUGUUUUUUCGUGAUCGUAUUACGUAUUCCUGUUUUCGUGUGAUUAUCACGUAUUGGUUACUCAACUGCUUUAUUAUCACGAAUUUCCGUGUUUUUUCGUGAUCGUAUACGAAUUCCUGUUUUCGUGUGAUUAUCACGUAUUGGUUACUCAACUGCUUUUUUCUAUUUAUAAACCAUUGUCGCUUCGGUUUAGGGUUAGAUUUGGUGCUUGCAUUAGAAUGUCACUUUAUACAUUGGUUUAUACUAUUUUUCUGAUUUCAUUUUUAUAUGUCGUAUGACGUUAGGGUUAGAGUUGGGUUUGGGUAGGGAUGUCAUUUUAUGUAAAUCUAACCCUAAACCAAAGCGACAAUGGUAAGAAAAUAGGACAAAACAGUUGAGUAACCAAUACGUGAUAAUCACACGAAAACAGGAAUACGUUAUACGAUCACGAAAAAACGCGGAAAUUCGUGAUAAUAUCAUGAAAAAAGAAUCAAAAAAAUUAUGUUACUAUAUAACGAAAUUUCGUGAGACUGGGCUGGAUUUAACAGUGUUGAAGGUGUUGCAAAUUCUUUUGCACUUCCGUUUAGUCUGAAAUUAUUUAUUGGUUUAUAAAUUUCACUUAAAUAUUUAAGUUUAAUCAACUUGGAUUAACUAGUCAUUGUACUGACUAGUGAUGAGUUGCUGUAAGUUAUAAAAUAAAGUUGACAUAACUAAUUUAGCAAAUUCAACUUCAUUUUUUGUUUAAUUUGCAUCAACUUAUCACUUGUCAGGAUAGUUGAAUGACUCCUAGUUGAUUAAACUUAAAAAUGUAAGUAAAUUUUUUUUACAGUGUAUAAGCUAAAGAGGUAAGAGUUAGCUAUACAGUUUAGGCUAUUAACCGUUAUAUAUUAGCCGAGAAAGCUUGGCUUUUUAAAUUUUGGGAUUUCAACAUAAUUUUGCCAAAUAAAGACACAAUGACAGUAAACCGACAAAUUUUAAGUAUUCUCUUUGCAAAAAUAAUUUACAUUUAUUAAUGAAACCGUUUACUUAUCAAUAGUAUUUUCCUAAUGUCAUGUAACAGUUGUUUUUUGCUAAUAAAUGAUCCUGAACUGUGAUCCAUCAAUGAAA
Messenger RNA from Misgurnus anguillicaudatus (oriental weatherfish), 3003 nucleotides. RefSeq names its product mitochondrial 2-oxodicarboxylate carrier. Lineage: Eukaryota; Metazoa; Chordata; Actinopteri; Cypriniformes; Cobitidae. Gene Ontology annotation, biological process: transmembrane transport. The record is from RefSeq and is a predicted model, not a curated record.